AUGCAAGCCUCGGAUGUAUCCAGCAUCCCGAAUAAUUCGCGUCUAAUUGCUCCCCGGUCUAAAUACACGCUGCACGACACUGGCUUUUCCCACGGAGCUUACCACAACAACCAUCCCAAUUCUAUCCAAGGCUUCUCGGAUCGGAACGCUCGUCGCCCCAAUAUACCCGCUAUAAACACCGCCGCCGGCCAACACUCCGACAUGGCCCCCGGAUUCGACAUGAACUAUACCCCCCUGCUCCCCUCCCAGCUGCUGGUGGGCAGUCCCUUCCAACCUGGAACUCCCUCCGCUUUUGCUUCGCCUCAAUUUGCCAAUUUCGGUGGCUUCCCCCAGGCCAAUGGCAAUGGACACGCUCAAAACAACCAGAAUCAUAUGCACAGCCCAACUCAAGGGCUGCAGAAUCACCAGGGGCUAUAUGGAAUGAUGUCGCCCGAUGGCAUGGGUGGCUCUCAGAUGAUGGGAGGACCUCAGUCACCAAUCAACGGUCUGGGAGGUAUGGGCAGUGCGGCUCUGGGCAGCCCUCAAGCCUCAGUUGCCCCUGGUAUGCUAUCUGGGACGAGUCGCACUGUGUACCUUGGAAAUAUUCCGGCUGAGACAUCUGCCGAAGAGAUCCUCAACCACGUGCGCAGCGGUCAGAUAGAGUCGGUGCGCCUGCUCCCGGAUAAGAACUGCGCGUUCAUUUCCUUUUUGGAUAGCAGCUCUGCCACUCAUUUCCACUCAGAUGCCAUCUUGAAGAAAUUGGCCAUCAAGGGAAAUGAUAUCAAGGUCGGCUGGGGCAAGCCUUCCCAGGUCCCCACCUCAGUCGCCCUUGCGGUCCAACAGUCUGGUGCGUCGCGCAAUGUAUACCUCGGAAAUUUGCCCGAGGAAACGGUGGAGGAGGAGCUGCGGGAAGAAUUGGGCAAGUUUGGGCCCAUCGAUACCGUCAAGAUUGUCAAGGAGAAGGCGAUUGGUUUCGUCCAUUUCCUGUCGAUCAGUAAUGCCAUGAAGGCCGUCACCCAGCUCCCCCAGGAGCAGCAAUGGCAAGCGCCUAAGCGAGUGUUCUACGGCAAGGACCGGUGUGCAUAUGUGUCGAAGACCCAGCAGCAGAAUGCUGCACAGUUCCUUGGAAUCGCUCCAGGAUAUGCGCAUGUGCUGAACACGGCGGAUCGUGAUCUGAUCUCCAAUGCGCUUGCGCAGCAGUCCGUUGCUGCGGCCGCCGUGGCAACGACGGCGGGCGGUGUCAACAACCUCGGCAACCGCACCAUCUAUCUUGGAAACAUUCACCCUGAAACGACUAUCGAAGAGAUCUGCAAUGUCGUCCGUGGAGGCUUGCUGCACCAUGUCCGAUACAUUCCCGAUAAGCACAUUUGCUUCGUGACCUUCAUCGACCCUACUUCCGCCGCCUCCUUCUACGCCUUGAGCAACCUGCAGGGCUUGAUGAUCCACAACAGACGCCUGAAGAUUGGAUGGGGUAAGCACUCCGGCCCUCUUCCGCCCGCUAUUGCGCUGGCGGUCAGUGGUGGCGCAUCUCGCAAUGUCUACGUGGGGAACUUGGACGAGGCCUGGACCGAGGAACGCCUUCGCCAGGACUUCUCCGAGUAUGGUGAGAUCGAGCUGGUCAACACACUGCGUGAGAAGAGCUGUGCCUUUGUGAACUUCACGAACAUCGCCAACGCCAUCAAAGCGAUCGAGGGAAUGCGCAACCGGGAAGACUACCGCCGAUUCAAGAUCAACUUUGGCAAGGACCGCUGCGGAAACCCUCCGCGCCAGGCCGGAAACAACCAGCAGAACCGCAAUGGAUCCGGCUUGGAAGGCCCUCAGUCGCCAUCGCCUGCUCUGAACGGCUUCCAGCAGAACCUCAGCCAGUCCGGCUCUCAGUCCAGCCCGACUCGCCCUGCCCUUUCCCCCGCACCGGGCUCCACCGGCUCCCAGAAUGGUCAGCACCGUCACCCACUGCAGAACGUGUCCUCUCCCUCCGGUGUUCUGAACGUCGGCUCGAACAAUCCCUUGACCAUGUACCUGAACCAGAUGUCCGCUCAGCAGGCACAGGACCAGGAAAACCACAACCACAACCAAAACCACCUCCACGACCCUAUGUCCCUUGCUGGCUUCCAGACACAGUCCGAGGCAUCGCAGCAGCAGUCUCUGUACAACGGCACCAGCAACGGCGAUCUUUCCACUGGAAGCAUGGAGUCGAUGCACCAGCACAAGCCCUCGAACAACAGCUACUUGAGUGUGGCUAAUGGCUCAGGGCACGGUCACCACGCAAGUACCAGCAGUCUCAGCGUGCCGCGUGCUUCUCACUCGCGGGCUGUCAGCUUGCCGUCGUUCUCCCAGGAGCCCUUUGGACCAGUUUCUAGCCAGCCUAGCCACAGCCGCGCAGGUGCAGCCCACCACCCCCAAAGCAGCUUCUCCAGCUUCUCCGCCCUCGGUGGACUGAACCACUCUGGAUUUGGCCUGGCCAUUCAGAACGAGAACUCGCUCCCUGGGUGGGCUGAGGAGGAGAUUGGCGCUAAAUAA
This is a messenger RNA of Penicillium bovifimosum, 2499 nucleotides long. Its product is annotated as putative differentiation regulator (Nrd1). The record is from RefSeq and is a predicted model, not a curated record. NCBI's taxonomy places the organism in Eukaryota, Fungi, Ascomycota, Eurotiomycetes, Eurotiales, Aspergillaceae. Bases 1 to 2499 code for a protein of 832 amino acids. Gene Ontology annotation, molecular function: mRNA binding. The transcript has a single exon. Gene Ontology annotation, biological process: mRNA splicing, via spliceosome. Gene Ontology annotation, cellular component: cytoplasmic stress granule.